Messenger RNA from Mytilinidion resinicola, 2461 nucleotides. Its product is annotated as Neutral/alkaline nonlysosomal ceramidase. Gene Ontology annotation, cellular component: extracellular region. Bases 179 to 2461 code for a protein of 760 amino acids. Gene Ontology annotation, biological process: ceramide catabolic process; long-chain fatty acid biosynthetic process; sphingosine biosynthetic process. NCBI's taxonomy places the organism in Eukaryota, Fungi, Ascomycota, Dothideomycetes, Mytilinidiales, Mytilinidiaceae. Gene Ontology annotation, molecular function: N-acylsphingosine amidohydrolase activity. The transcript is spliced from 2 exons. The record is from RefSeq and is a predicted model, not a curated record.
ACCACCACACCACGCUGCAACUAUCCCAUCCCUUGUCCAUGCAAUGCCAGCUACAACCAGAUAGCUAUCUAUCACCUGCCUUCCGACCUGUCCACCACCUCUAUAUUGCCCGGGUCGUCGCCCUGAGCAUGUAACGCGCGUUGCUCCUCUUCCCCGACCUCGAACUCCGCCUACGUAAAUGGCACGCUCACACGUCCCAGUCGCCCUCGGCGCUGCUAUCUUCGCUUUGUUCAUAAUAUUCCAGCUCUGCAGCAGCUUUGGGGUUCCGCAAAUAGACUUCUGGCAUUGGAAAUUGGAGUCGCAUGGACGACAUGGUGUUCCUCAGGCCCAUAUAUUCAGUGAGAAUGAAGCUACAGUAGCGGCGGAGUCGGGGGAAAGCUCGCAAUACCUGCUCGGUGUUGGCAAGGCGGAUAUCACUGGGCCCGUCGUUGAGCUCAACAUGAUGGGCUAUGCCAACUCGUCUCAAGUCGGUACCGGCCUCCGCCAACGCAUCUAUUCGCGCGCGUUCAUCGUCGGAGACCCCAAAGACCCCUCCCAGCGCUUCGUGUACAUAGUCUUGGACACGCAGUCUGGUGAUACAGCUGUGAGAUAUGGAAUACUGGAGGGAUUGGCGGAUCUGGGAUCUGAGUAUUCCAUGUAUAGCCAGAAGAAUGUAGCCGUAACAGGCACACACAGCCAUUCCGGACCUGGAGCUUGGCUCAAUUAUCUCCUCCCACAAAUCACCAGCUUAGGGUUCAGUAAGCAGAGCUACCAAGCUAUCGUGGAUGGCGCGAUACUGUCCAUAAAGAGGGCCCAUGAGAGUUUGGAGCUAGGAAGCGUGAGUGCAGGCACCACGACCAUCAAAAACGCCAAUAUCAACCGCAGUCUCUACGCUUAUCUCGCAAACCCCGAGUCGGAGCGGGACCGAUACACCGACAAUGUUGAUAAAACCAUGACACUUUUGAAAUUCACGAGAGCCAGCGAUGGCAAAGAUAUCGGCAUUCUGACCUGGUUUGCCGUUCACGGGACAUCGUUGCUGGGAAACCAAACGAUUAUUGCUGCCGACAAUAAGGGUGUGGCAGCAUAUUUGGUCGAACAAGAAAUGAAAAGCAAUGAGAAUGCUGCAGAAGCAUUUGUUGCGGGCUUCUCACAAGCCAACGUCGGCGACACGACGCCAAAUGUCGAAGGAGCUUGGUGCGAAGAUGGCUCGAAUACGGAAUGCAAACUCGAAGACAGUACGUGCGGUGGUAAGAGUCAAGAUUGCCAUGGUCGUGGGCCAUACUUCGGCCUAAACGACGGAGGGGUCAAGAGCUGCUAUGAAAUUGGCAAACGGCAGGCGGACGGAGCACUCAGCAUCUACAACUCAAUGGCUGAUGACGGCAUUCCAAUCUCAGGAAGUGCUGUCCGCUCGUUCCAUACCUUUGUCGACUUCUCCGACUUUACCUUCACGCUCCCCAAUGGCACCAUUGCUUCCACCUGCCCGGCAGCGAUGGGUAAUUCUUUCGCUGCUGGCACGUCGGACGGCCCAGGAGCAUUUGACUUCAAGCAAAACGACUCCGGAGCGCCCGACAAUCCAUUGUGGAAUGCCGUUGGCGGCUUGAUUGCCGAGCCAGGUCCCGAGCAAAUCAAGUGCCAAUACCCCAAACCCAUCCUCCUGAACGUGGGAGAAGCCCACACUCCCUACGACUGGACGCCGAACAUUGUCGACAUCCAAGUCUUACGCGUAGGCCAAUUUAUCGUGAUCGUUUCGCCUGGCGAAGCCACUACAAUGUCUGGUCGCCGCUGGCGUGAGGCUGUCUACGACGCGGCCGUUUCGUCAUCCCUAGUCUCGUCCUCUUCUACUUCUCCCAUCGUCGUACUCGGUGGCCCAGCAAACAGCUACACGCAUUACAUCGCGACCGAAGAAGAGUACGGAAUCCAGCGAUACGAAGGCGCUUCCACUCUCUACGGCCCGAACACACUAAACGCCUAUAUUAACGCUACAUUGACCUACCUAACCUACCUCUCGGACUCCUCAACCGGAUCGUCACCACUCGGUCCUUUGCCGCCCAACAACGUCAACAAAAGCCUCAGCUUCAUCACGGGCGUUGUCUUCGACGGUAAGCCGUUCGGCAAGAGCUUUGGCGAGGUGUUGACAGACGCCUCGUCGAGUUAUGCGCUCGGCUCUCUUGUCAAGGUCACGUUUCAAGCCUCCAACCCGCGCAACAACCUCAAGCUCGAGGCAACGUACGCGGCGGUGGAGAGAGAAGGCGACGACGGGAGCUGGACGCAGAUUAAGAACGACGAAGACUGGGAGCUGGCGUUUGAGUGGAAGAGGACGAACAGUGUGCUGGGAUACAGCGAGGUGACUGUGACUUGGGAUACGAGCCUGACGGCGGAGGCUGGGACGUAUAGGAUUAAGUAUUUCGGCGACUCGAAGGCGGCCUUCACGGGGACGAUCAGUGAGUUUGAGGGCAGUAGCACCGUGUUCACGCUGGCGUGA